AUGACGAAUGCCCCAACUGUAGUCGAAAGCUUUGUACCAGCCGCCACCACAGUCGUCGCACCAACCGAUGUAUUGUCGCGCUACACUCGCUGCAAGGUUCUCCGUGUGACACCGUACGGAGAGACUGCAUUAUAUCAAGACAGCAAAUACAAAAAACUUGUUGUGUUGAAGCGCCUCAGUAUUGCAUUAUUGCAGAGAGAUGACAAGGGCUCACUUGAAAUUGUCAAGGAAAACCCGCUAAAUGAACGUGCAGUGAUCCAAUUACUUGAUGAUCCGCUCACUGCUCACGCUCCAGGACGCGAAUACGUUGUCGAGUAUAAACGAGAAGGAUUCUUCACAAUUGGAGACAAUAUAUUCAUUGCCAUGGACUUUUGUGCAGGCGGAGACCUCUAUGAUUACAUAACCGCAAAGUCUAGCCGACGACUUCCUGAAGCUGAAGCAUUAUGGUUGUUUGCUCAAAUUGCCAGUGGAUUGAACUUUCUCCAUGCAAUUGGAGUCGCGCACCGCGAUUUAUCGCUUGAAAAUGUACUGCUGAAGGAUGGCAAUGUAAGAAUCUGUGACUUUGGCCUCAGUGCCGACGCCAACCUCUUUUCCACUGAUGUGGUGGGCAAGUUCUACUACAUGGCACCAGAAGUGACACAAGGGGUUGUGUAUGAUCCCAAAUGUGCCGAUAUCUGGUCUCUCGGUAUACUUCUAUUCAUAAUGCUGACCGGCUCACCUUUGUUUGCUGAUGAAGACGCCCGUGCCCCAACUUUUCGCGUGUUAAACAAGUAUGGCGUUUGCAAAAUAUUAGAGCUAUGGGGUCUCAAGGAGUAUUUCUCCAACUCGACCAUAACUUUAUUAGCAAGCAUGCUGCAAGUGCAACCGUCACGCCGUCUCACCGCGAAGGAAUUGGCUCACUGCACUUUGUUGCGUGGCCUCAGCACCUGCGCAAGGUUGUCCAGUGUGGCUUCGACUGCCUAG
Molecule: messenger RNA, 963 nt
Organism: Plasmopara halstedii
Lineage: Eukaryota; Oomycota; Peronosporomycetes; Peronosporales; Peronosporaceae
Product: camk camkl protein kinase
Exons: 1
Coding region: 1-963 (320 amino acids)
Biological process (GO): protein phosphorylation
Molecular function (GO): ATP binding; protein kinase activity
Source: RefSeq, a predicted model, not a curated record